Zingiber officinale is the source of this 438-nucleotide messenger RNA. RefSeq names its product MADS-box protein AGL24-like. Gene Ontology annotation, molecular function: protein dimerization activity; RNA polymerase II cis-regulatory region sequence-specific DNA binding; DNA-binding transcription factor activity, RNA polymerase II-specific. NCBI's taxonomy places the organism in Eukaryota, Viridiplantae, Streptophyta, Magnoliopsida, Zingiberales, Zingiberaceae. The coding region runs from base 1 to 438 and encodes 145 amino acids. The transcript is spliced from 3 exons. The record is from RefSeq and is a predicted model, not a curated record. Gene Ontology annotation, biological process: regulation of transcription by RNA polymerase II.
AUGAGGAGGAUAGAGAACCUGACCAGCCGGCAGGUGGCCUUUUCCAAGCACCGGAGAGGCCUUCUGAAGAAGGCCUUUGAGCUCUCCAUGCUUUGCGAUGCUGAGAUCGGCCUCAUCGUCUUUUCAGCCCGUGGGAAGCUCUACAAAUUCGCCAGCUCCAGGUCGACCCUCCUCCUCCUCUCUCCCUCUCUCUCUCUCCAUCUCCUCUUCCUGCUGUUCGAUUCAGCAAGAGCAGGUGUAAUUGUUUUACCUGUACAACCCAAGAGAGCUAAAGGAUGCGUGCAGUCACGUCACGCCACUGGCAAACUACUGAAGGAGGCAGAUAAAGAAAUUGGUCAUCAGAAAACGAUUACCUCCCUAUCAAAAUCUGCAGAUGGCUCUCAUUUUCUAACAGGUUCAUCAGAUAAGUUUGCCAAGGUGACAACCACUUUUAUCUAG